AAAGUCAAAUUGGUAGAACCCUUUUCCUCUUCCUCUUCUCAAAUCGCAAACCCAAUAUUCCAAUUUAAACCUCACCAUUCAAAAUCUUAUCUCCAACCAACAGGAUCAGGAAAAACCCUUUCACUUUCAUUCCUUUUUAACCUUUAUUGAUCCAAAAAUGCACAACCUUUACCUGACUAAAAAGUUGUUCUUAUAUCAUUAGGUUGUACAUUUCAUUUGGAAUCUCAAAUAACUAAUAAACAAACAAACAAAAGAUGGGUUUUUCUUGCAUUUCUUCUCAUUCCCAGUACACACUCAGCUUUGGCUGUGGAUGGAUUGAACGGUGACAGUAAAGUAAGAGGUGUGAAUUUAGGUGGAUGUUUAGUUCUUGAAGGAUGGAUUAAACCCUCACUGUUUGAUGGCAUUCCCAAUGGAGAUAUGCUUGAUGGAACACAGGUUCAGUUCAAAUCCGUGAGCUCAAAUAAGUAUGUGAGUGCACAGGAUGGAGGAGGUCAAAAUGUCAAUGUAGAUAGAGAUGUUCCUUCGUCCUGGGAAACAUUCAGAGGGCAUCCGUCACUGCAACAUCAGAGUCACCAUCUUCAACAGAAACAUUUCACAUUGAAAGGAAUAACAAUAACAGAGUUCAUAUUAAACUUUCCAGCGGGACAUAUCUGCAGGCAUCUUCUAGAAAUGAGCUCACAGCAGACUAUCCAGGGGUCCCAGGAUGGGAUGAUAAUGCGGCCACAUUCGAAAUGGCAAUUGUGGCUAAUACCUUGCACGGGGAUUACCAGCUUGCCAAUGGAUAUGGACAUGAUAAGGCGAAAGAAGUGCUUAGUGGCAUAUAACAUGAAAUGCAUUAUCAACCUCCAUGCAGCUCCCGGUUCCCAAAAUGGGAUGGAGCAUAGUUCUAGUCGAGAUGGUUCUACUGAUUGGCCAACAUCUCAAGCAUACAUCUCGCAAAGCCUUGAUGUUAUAGAAUUCCUAGCUUCCAGGUACGGAAACCAUCCUGCUCUAUUGGGAAUUGAACUUUUGAAUGAACCAUCUGCUUCUGGCAUUUCUCUUGAUAUCUUAGUGUCCUACUACUCAAAGGGAUACCAAAUAGUGAGAAACCAUUCAUCUACAGCUUAUGUAAUAAUAUGUCAGAGGAUUGGCAAUGCAGACCCUCUUGAGCUCUAUCAUGCCAACAUUGGUUAUUCAAACGUUGUGGUGGAUUUGCACUACUAUAAUCUUUUUGACGAUUUCUUCUCUAAUUUGAGCACAUCGGAGAAUAUUCAGUUCAUACAUAAAAGCAGGCAGACUCAAGUGGAAUCACUAAAUGCUGCUAAUGGACCACUGGUGUUUAUUGGGGAGUGGGUGAAUGAAUGGAGCGUAGCCAAUGGGUCUCAGAUGGAUUAUCAAGAAUUCGGUAGAGCACAGUUGGAUGUGUAUGAUACAGCUUCAUUUGGAUGGGCAUAUUGGACACUGAAGAAUGAUAGGAAUCACUGGGAUUUGGAGUGGAACAUCAAGAACAAUUACUUACAGUUAGGUCAAAAAUCUUUACCAGCAAGGGGUUAUGGAUAUCUUGAUGCAGGUGGUUUGCCAAAUAAGCAGAUUCAAAGAUAUUUCUGGUUACUUGUAUCCUCCUGCAGUUAUUUCUACCUGUGGCAGAUAUUGUAAGAUCAUGCUAAAGCUUCCCCAUACAUGAGCACAUAAGUGCUCGAAAAUGUUGCAAUAGUAUCAUCGGCAGGCAUUUGUCACGGUCUCCAGUAUAGAUUCUUGUAAUUCAUGCUUACAUAUUUAUCAUAAUGCAAGAGCAAACGAACUUGAAGGGGGUUGAAAAUAUCCUCAUUUUCUAAAUUGAUAUUACUAUAGCACCUUCAAAUUAUUAUAGUACUAGUCACCUUAGUUAAAUAAAAGAAAAAAAAAAGUUAAUGUGCCACUUGAUAGGCCACUUGUUCUCUGGUGCCGAGUUAGAUGCACAAUAUAUUUUCCGCUCGAAGGUGAUCAGGGUAUGCAGGUAAGGACAUGCACCGUGACUCUUGGUAAUGCUACUCCUGAUGUUGGUGCUUGCAACAUGAGGAUUUACUGAAUUUAUUUGCUUCUUUUCAAAUGUUCAAUCCACAAUAAUGAGUGCACUGUAUGAUUGAUGCUUUUACGCAGGCAGGUUUGAUGAUAUCCGCAGAUGUAUAGGAAAAAGAUGAACCAUGGCUUACUAUUGCAUGCUAAUCAAUGUCCAAUGGAUUGUAUAGAAACGAAAAAUCUCUGGCAGUUUCAGUCCAAGAGUAAGAGAGCGGGAAAUGAUACACAUCGACAAAGGUUUUCAAUUUUAAACAGAAGCGUGUGCUGUGAUUCUGUUUCUUUGGUCAUCCCGUAUCGAAAUUGUAGUUGCAGGAAAUCCUACAACCACACCCCAAUGUAUCUAAACAAGC
This is a messenger RNA of Papaver somniferum (opium poppy), 2387 nucleotides long. Its product is annotated as glucan 1,3-beta-glucosidase 2-like. Gene Ontology annotation, biological process: actin filament bundle assembly; carbohydrate metabolic process; cell migration. Gene Ontology annotation, molecular function: actin filament binding; hydrolase activity, hydrolyzing O-glycosyl compounds. The coding region runs from base 418 to 1635 and encodes 405 amino acids. The transcript has 10 exons. The record is from RefSeq and is a predicted model, not a curated record. Lineage: Eukaryota; Viridiplantae; Streptophyta; Magnoliopsida; Ranunculales; Papaveraceae. Gene Ontology annotation, cellular component: actin cytoskeleton; cytoplasm.